Molecule: messenger RNA, 336 nt
Organism: Funneliformis mosseae
Lineage: Eukaryota; Fungi; Glomeromycota; Glomeromycetes; Glomerales; Glomeraceae
Source: the annotation of a GenBank genome assembly
GACAUUGAAAAUUAUAUUCAUAAAGAAAUUACGGAUAUUAUAUUUUCACCGAAUAUGAAAUAUAAUGAAGAUGAUGAAUCCUUAGUUAUGUGGACCAUUGACAUAGAAAUAAUAUUAUCAAAAAAGAAACACAAUGCAAGUGUAAAAUGGUUAAUAUUUAUUACGGUACUCGAAUUUAACGAUCCGAGAUAUGGGGACUCUGGAAGACGUUGCGAUAAAACCUUAUUUGACCAAUGGUCAUUUUUUGCAACUACUUCCGAAUGGAGAUUUUUGUCGUUUCAAGCACAAUAUAUACAUGUGGUUUCAGAAACGUUCUUAAAAAUUCAAAUAAUUUAA